This is a messenger RNA of Pezoporus occidentalis (night parrot), 1967 nucleotides long. RefSeq lists its product as uncharacterized. The coding region runs from base 289 to 1542 and encodes 417 amino acids. Lineage: Eukaryota; Metazoa; Chordata; Aves; Psittaciformes; Psittacidae. The transcript has 6 exons. Gene Ontology annotation, biological process: regulation of extrinsic apoptotic signaling pathway. The record is from RefSeq and is a predicted model, not a curated record.
GUGGCUUAGGAGGCUGGUUUCAGAGGCCAGUGCUUACAUCAGGUGACAGGUGAUUUUUAUGCUGUUUUGCUGCUGAUUGUCAUAAGGAAAUUGCUUUCUCCUCCAGCGAAACUCACACCCACGAGGGAGGAGAUAGCGGGAUCCCAGGCGGAAGCAUUGGCCGCUCUCCUACCUGAAUGGCUGCUAAAAAUAGGACUUAGUCAGCCACCAGCCAUGGGUAUAAAAAGGCACCCCCGAGGAGAGCCUGACGACCCUUAGUGCCCGUGGCCGAGGAGCUUGUCUUGACCUAUGUCCAGAGGGGCAGAAACACUGAUGGAAAGCAGCAUGCAGGCUCUGGCUGCGGAGAAGCCUCGCUGGGAUGUGGCAAGGCAGCCGGCAGGCAAGAUCCUCUCACUGGACAGGCAAGGGGCCAAGAAGGUGCUGGAGAUCUACGUCAAGCGCUCCCUGAGCUGCCGUGAGAACCCAAAGAAACCACUGCAGGCGAGAGGUGGCGGGCGCGGGAGGAAGGCAGGUGAGCUACAGCGGUCAAAGAGCGACUUCUGCAAGUAUUCAUGUGCCAGACACAGCCCCAGGAAGGAGCAGGAGGAUGGACCCAAAGCACUGGACCUGGAUGAGGCAUUGGAUGAUGACAGCGAAGCUCCUGGGGAGGUCUCUAAAGAGGAGCUGGAGCCCAAGAGGAAAAGCACAAAAACCUCUUCCCAAGGCAAAACCCAACGCACCUGGUUCAAAACUGUCUUAAAUUUCCUCUUCAAGAAGAGCCCCGAGGACCAGAAGGAAAACAUGGGGCAAAAAGCAAAGGAGAAAGAUGCCAAAGCUCCUCACACCUCCAAAUCAGAAGGGGUGAAAAGAGCCACAGGGCACUCCAGCACGUCCCCGUCGCCAGGCAGAGCCUCCAAGAGGAGAGCCAGCCUCAAGAAGGUUUUCUCCUUCAAGAAGCACACGGAGGAGGAGAAGGGAGAGACAGCAGCAGGGGCAAGGGCCAAGAGACCCAGCUGCCUUCCCCUGCGGCACGUCCAGGCUCCGGCCACAGCAGCAGAUGAGGAGCAGCCUGAUGGUUACUAUGCACGAGUCUCAGAUGAGAUAGGGCUGAUCGUGCAGGGCAGUGAGAGCCAGGGGAGCAGAGCACGUGGAUGUGAGGAGCCAUCACGGCCGGCCAGCGCCGAUGGGGUCGAUGCAGCCAUCUGGAGAAUCGUGGCCCUGCUCCGGAGUGCAGGAGAUGAGCUGGACAGGCAGGUGAAGGAAGACGCGCGGCUACGGACGUUCUUCAGAGACAUGUCCUACAGCUCCUUCAAGAACCUGGCCGAUGUCUACGUCCAUAAGGAAAUGACGACCAGCAGAUCCGAUGUCAACCCCCAAGAGAUCCAGUUUGCCUUCACAGUGCACCUCACCGCCAAGGUGGCGGGCAUCUGCAACCAGGCAGUGAACAGGAUCAUGGGCUUUGGCACCCGCUACCUGGAGGAUUCCUUUGCACCCUUGUCCUACAGCAGAAUUCUCCAGAACAGAGAAGAGCUCAGCAGAGACGUCUGCGAGAGCCCGGACUGAUGUGGGCUGCUCCGGAGAGCCGGUGGUGCCUGGGAAGGAUGUGGAGUUACCGAGGGAGGUCACUGCAUCCUGCUGGUGACCUGGAUUUGGGGUGAUUUUCCAGAGCUGUGGAUUUAAAAGCUUCUAAGGAAAAGCCCAGCAAUAGCCACAGCAGUGUGAAAUGCUUAAACCUCACCUGGCUGGGGGCAGAGUGACUGUAAAUCAAGGAAAGCCCAAAUUGCACCCUGUAUUUGCAUUGCAGCUGUCACCAAGUGCGUGUGUUCAACCUCUUGGUUGGUUUGUGUCUGUUUAUGUGUAUUUAUUUGCCUGCUUUUCUAUAUGUACCUGGGAAUGUACAACAUAAUUUUUGUAGCUUCUGCUCUCAGCCCAGCUUCCAGUUCUGGAAAGAAACCCUAAAACUCCAAUAAAAUGAUCCCUGAAUGACA